This is a messenger RNA of Nicotiana tabacum (common tobacco), 1839 nucleotides long. Its product is annotated as AT-hook motif nuclear-localized protein 1. Gene Ontology annotation, molecular function: minor groove of adenine-thymine-rich DNA binding. The record is from RefSeq and is a predicted model, not a curated record. NCBI's taxonomy places the organism in Eukaryota, Viridiplantae, Streptophyta, Magnoliopsida, Solanales, Solanaceae.
UAAACAAAAUACAUAAUCUCCCCCUAUUAUAAUUAAUUAUUACAAUAACCUAAUAUUCAAUCAUUUCUUUUUCCAUCUUUAUUAUAUUUCGUUAAAUACUUACUCGGACAAUCUGAGGAAAGUUAGGAACCUAAAUUAGCUUUUUUAACUCCUCAAAACUCCAAAAUUUCACAUUUUCUCAUCACUUAAAAAUUCAAUCUUUUCCCUUUAAUUUCAUUCUUCAUUUCAGAAAAAUAGCUGCAAAAUUUUGUAAAAUUUUCUGAUCGUAGCCAUCAGUUGCUUUGGUGUUUUUAUCUCAAGUUUUUGAAAGAGAAAAAAAAAAAGGAACAGUAUUACUGUUGAACCUGGAGUCAGCAAAAUUUAAGCUUCAUUUAUUUGGAUUUUUUUUUCUAAUGAGAGUUCUUUUUUUGGUGUUUAAAAUACAGGAAAAAUUAUGGAUUUUUGAAUACAAGAAGUAGAAAGGAGAUUCUUUUUUUUUUUUGGGGGGGGGGGGGUGGUUAAUUUUGGUGAAGUAUGGAAGGAAGGGAAAAUAUGAGUAGCAGUAGUGGAGUAAGAGUGGUGGGAUCAGAUGUUCCGUCAGACUACCAUAUGGCACCUAGGACCACCACUGAGAAUCCUUCUGCCCCGGUGAUGACUGGAUCAGCAGCUCAAGCAGUAGCAGUAGCAGCCCAGGCGCAGGUGAGUGUAUCAGUUUCUCCAACACCAGCAGUGACCACAGAUUCUGCUGCUUUAGCAAUGACCACAGUGAAGAAAAAGCGAGGUAGACCCAGAAAAUAUGGGCCAGAUGGGUCAUUACCCGCGUCUGUUAUUUCUCCUAAGCCUAUUUCAUCCGCUGCACCAUCUCCGGUCAUUGAUUUUUCGUCGGAGAAACGGGCGAAAAUCCGGCCUGUUGGGUCAGCUCUUAAGGUCUAUCAACCUAAAGCUGAUGUUCAGAAUUCAGGUGAAUGGGUUUCAUGCUCGGUCGGUGCUAGUUUCACGCCCCAUAUUAUCACUGUUAACACUGGAGAGGAUGUCAGCAUGAAGGUUAUAUCAUUCUCCCAACAAGGGCCUCGAGCAAUAUGCAUUCUCUCAGCAAAUGGUGUAAUUUCCAGUGUCACACUUCGCCAACCGGACUCAUCUGGUGGUACAUUAACAUAUGAGGGCCGGUUUGAGAUACUGUCUUUGACGGGAUCAUUUAUCCAAUCCGAGACCGGAGGAAUGAGAAACAGAUCUGGAGGGAUGAGUGUGUCUCUAGCAAGCCCUGAUGGACGUGUUAUUGGUGGCGGAGUUGCCGGUCUAUUGGUAGCUGCCAGUCCUGUGCAGAUUGUUGUGGGCAGCUUCCUUGCUGGAAUUCAGCAUGAGCCGACGACCAAGAAGAACAAGUCCGAGCCCAUAACUGCAGCUGUUCCUCUAUCUAGUACAGAUAUGGAAAAGGCCUAUCACUCAUCAUCAGCAAAACCAACUGUAGUAUCGAAUUCUUCCUUCCAUGAAGAUAACUGGCCAUCAUUGGCCCCUGACUCGAGGAAUCAGCCUGCUGACAUCAAUGUUUCUCAACCUGCAUAAUAACUACGAUAGCUGCAUUUCUUUCACUUCCCAUUGAUCCACCUCACUCCUAGCUAUUUGUUUUUUUUCUUUAACUAGUUUUCUAGAAAGUUUGUUUUUCCCCUUCCCAUCUGGUAUCUCAUUGUAGAAUGGUAGAUGUAUAAUGGUCCCAACAAAAAUAAUUUCAGCAUAGAUGAGGUUUUCUUUCUAGUGUUUAGCAGGUGUAGGGCCUCUUUGCUAUUUGGCUGUUGGCUUUUAUGAACUUUAUGUCUUCUUUCAUGGCAAGUCUAGCAGUUUUAAUUUUGUAUUGUAACAUGU